Macrobrachium nipponense is the source of this 5095-nucleotide messenger RNA. RefSeq lists its product as uncharacterized. Bases 2 to 550 code for a protein of 182 amino acids. The record is from RefSeq and is a predicted model, not a curated record. The transcript is spliced from 3 exons. NCBI's taxonomy places the organism in Eukaryota, Metazoa, Arthropoda, Malacostraca, Decapoda, Palaemonidae.
GAUGGUCACAGAUGCCUCCCUAGGGGCCAAUUCAGCAGGAGCACCAGCAGGAGGAGGAGGAGGAGGAGGUGGGGGCUCGAGUAGGGCGUCGCCAUCCCGGGAAAGUGUCCUCGGGGUACUAGGACUACGGAGGAUGGUGAUGAUGCCGUCGCCUGCCACGGAUCAUGUCACAGCCACCAUCAGGAGGAUCCGCGGAGGUGUCAUAGGAGGCAGUGGCGAUCGUGUAACGGUACGCGAACGUGACAGGGAAAUAACAUGUACCGUUCUCGUCAACAUCGUCGUGUUUGUGUUCGCCUGCUUCCCUCUCCUAGCCGUUGGUGGAUGGAUGAUGUUCCUGUAUUUCACCCAGCAGGACACGAUCAACAACAGAGCCCCGCUGAAGCAGUUGCUGUUCAUCGCCCCCUGGCUCAUGGCACUCAACAGUCUAUGGAAUGCUGUGCUUCACCUCACCUACAACCACAAGUUCCGCUCAGCCACCCGCCAUCUUCUCUUCUCCCACUGGAGGAAGCUCUUCGGCACCUGCAGGAGGAGGCAGAUGUAUCAAGAUUGAGUGGAAGGAACGAAGGCGAUGUACAAUCAUCGGUAGAAACGUCACUGUGCUUUUUCCCAACCAGUCGGCAGUUCGAAUCCCACUGGUGACAGAGCGCUUAUCAAACGAGAUUUCUCCUUGGGUGUAUGUUUUUCCCAAGGUAGAGUCUAGCAGAUAUGAAACGACAUUUAUAGCUUAAUAUCUGUGAAUGUAAAAAUGCCACCACGGUGUGUGUCAAAAAUUCAUAAUAUUGUGAAAGCCACUAAUCGGCUGAGGACAUAUAGGGUUUGCAGACCUGUCCACAGACAGCACUUGUUGCAAAAGAAAAAAAAAAAAAAAUAAUCAGAGAAGGAACCAAACACAAGUCUUGUGGGGUGUUGAAUGUCGUUUGUGUGGGUACAGAAGAGAAGAAAUGUAUGAAAGAUUAUAUUUUAAGGAAUAGAAAGCUUGAAGUUUGGCACUAAAAGGCAGAGUUGAAAGGGAAGUGUAUAUAUGCUUGAAUAGGAUGGACAAAAAGUGAUUGCGUCUGGGCAAGCUUGAUGGCGUAGAGCAAGGGAAGGGUUGCAGUUGUAUUGUCAGGACUAUUUUGAUGGGUAAAAGGAUACAAAUGUGUUAAGUUCAAGAAUGGUAUGAGUAACGCUGACUGUGGUGAGAAGAAAAGCUACAAAAGUGAGCUUACUUGCUCCAGGAACGAGAGUGGAAGAAAAUAUUUCUGAGAGCCUGAAUCUGUGUCAAGUAGAGAUUAGAGAACACGAAAGGGUGGUUGUUCUGUUAGGUGAUAUGAAUGCAAAGGUAGGUGACAGAGAAAGAGGUGGCAUUGCUGACAAGUAUGCAGAUCUGAAUUAACUGAGAAGUCCCCGUAGGUGGCGGUUAACGCUAUCAGUGCAUCUAAUUCGGUGCAAUUUAGGCAUUACUUAAGAUUCUUUGCAGCGUCCCUUCGGCCCCUAGCUGCCACUACUUAUAUUCCUUUUACUGUACCUCCGUUCAUAUUCUCUUUCUUCCUCCGUCUUACUGUUCACCCUCUCCUAACAAUUGUUUCAUAGUGCAACUGCUUUGAGGUUUCAAACUUUUCACUGUCAAUAUCAGAACUCAGUGGCCUUAGUUGCCCCAGUGCUGGGCAUAAUGCCAAAAAUCUACAUAAAUCAGAUCAAAUUAACCGAGAAGUGAAAGUCUUGGGAAAGUAUGCUUAGAAAUUGAUGGGAAAUAGAUGUACGUAAUUGGUGGGACUAAGGAAAGUGGCUGGAGCGGUACAUCUGAUCAUUGUUUGAUUGAAGCUGAAGUUAAGACGGAUAUAAGCUGAAGAGCAAGUGGGAACAAAAGGAGCUUUAAAGGAAGCGAGAAAAGCUUACUACACGUUGGAAAGGGUGGACAGUUGGCUAAGGUUAAAGAGAUGGAGGUAGGUUCGUAAAUAUGUAUGUAAAAUUCGAGGCUUGGAGUCAUAGGGACAGCAGUGAGUGUUUUGGAGUAUAGGAGGGUAGAAAGAGAGUCUGUAAACAGUCAAGUGGAGUGAAAGAGGGAGUUGGAAACUAGUCAGAAUAGUUCCAGAACCCAGGUGACGAUUUAUGUUGAAAGCGCCAAUACGUCUGGGAAGAUUAAUGUUCCCAGUUUCGUGGAGGCAGAGAUUUCUUAAUGUUUGAUAGACACUACUACGAUCAGAACAAAACUCUUGCCGUCAAUGAAGGCUAUAUUCAUAGAUAGCUGGUCAACUGUUUGUUUUCAUUUUCACUUGAGAAAAUUCCUCUUUUGAAGCUUGACGAAUUACUGAAAUGUCACGAGAGUUCUUACAAUAAUACCGUAGAGGCGUUGUAUCGUUGUAUCCAAGUACCUGACGAAUUAGGUCGUUAAGAAAUUAAAAGUUUAAAUGUAUCUUAAUUCACGUGAUUGUCGUAUUUAGGUGUAAGUGUGCUGGACAUAUUUAUUAAAUCGGAGAUUAUUCAUAUGUAUAUUUAUAUAAAUGUUUCGUGGAACUUGUGUGUGUCAUUAAGGAAAGUGUAUUUCUCUUGUUUGCUAUCUCCUUCAGGUCGAGCUAGAUACCACCAAUUUUCUUUAGUAUUAAUUUUUAAGUAUCUGUCUCCACCUCGGUGGUCUUACAGGCAGUGACAGUGGUCAGGCCGCGGCCUGUUGCCUUUCAUUGACAGUGUCUUUAGAAAUGUGUCAUCAGAUAAAAUGAUAAGAUAAGGCUUUGUAAAUUUAUAUUCAUGAACGCGUGUAUCUUGUUUUUAGCUCUGAAAUUAAUUCGUGUGAUGAGAUCACAUAUCGUGUCGUUUUGUCUCCAAGUCGACUCAAGUUUGAGAUGUGAACUUAAUUGCUCAAUAGCUUUACGUUGUUGAGUACGGAGGCGUGGUUGAUAAUUAAUCAGGCUUAAUCAGACAGAUUUAAUGGAAGGGAUACAGAUUAUGAUAUCAGUUAACAUGAGCGUCGCAGUUCCCCUAUUUCCUUCCGAUUUAGAGGUACUGUUGCCCCUCAAGGAUCAGCACUGGGUCCUUUUCUGUUUACCACGGUAGUGGACGAAGCUACAAAAGUGCAGAUAACCUAACGCCAACUACAGAAUCAGAGGAAGAUGUGGUACGAAGGAUUAGAAGGAAGAACGGAGUGGGAAGGGGAGAACUACAAUGCAUCGUGGACAAAACCAAGUUAAACGUGACUGAAAAGGAAGCAGAGGAAAAAGUAUUAAGGGAAAAGGGCAUCUGGAAGCUGCAGGAGAGUUGCAAGAAUGAGUUCAGUGCCGUGAUGUCUAAAGGGAUUGCUUGUUUGUAUGGUGCUUUUACGUUGUAUGGAACCAGUGGUUAUUCAGCAACAGGACCAGCGGCUUUACGUGACUUCCGAACCACGUCGGGAGUGAACUUCUAUCACCAGAAAUACACAUCUCUCACUCCUCAAUGGAAUGGCCGAGAAUCGAACCCGUGACCACCGAGGUGGGACGCUAAUACCAUACCAACCACCUCGCUGAGGCGCUAUUCUUAAGGGAUUGCGGCAUAUGAACGGAGCAGUUUAAUUUAUUGUACGUCCAGAGCCCGUGAUGAAGAGGGUCACCAAGUGUUGGAAGGACAGGCCUUGGAAGAGGUUGAACAUGUCCUCAUCUUCCUCUGGGGACAGUGGAUUGGGAGGUACUGGGGACACACACACACACACACACACAAAAUAAAAACACUACCAUCAACUUGUAUUGAAGUACUAGGAGACCACCAACUACUUCCUUUGUGUAUUUGUACCCAUACAGCUAGCUCAGUGCCUCAGAAUCAUAGGCACUAACAAAGAAACCAGACAGCUUUGGGGGAAAGAGGUGUAACAACAAAAUGAAAAUGGCUGCACAAGAAGCACAGUGGAAAGAGCCAUUAUCCCCAAUGUUGAGGCUGCGAUGAAACUUGGUUUCAGACUGAGAUCUCGAAAAGAUAAAAUGAGUAUUUUAAUGCUUCACUUACUAAUGGGAAUCUCACGUGAAAUAUGUCAUAAAUAAUUUCCAGCAUUAUACUAAAUGUGUAUAUCCAUUGAGGCUGUAGAAGUUGGUGAUUUGGUCAUCUCUGACGCCUUUCUUCCAGUUUCAACUCCCAUCUUAGGAGAAGCAGCUGACUGCAGAAAGAAUUUUUUUAAAAAGUCAAGCUAAAUAUGGCCAGACAGUAUCGAUAAACACCUCAUUCAUUCAGUAACUGAAUCGAAAUAUUGUCUCUAUAAAUGAUUAAGAGGAAUAUAAAAACCUUUAGAGACACUUUUCCGUAAAGCCACGUUGCAGACGAUGCUAAAAGCAGCUAAAUAUGUGAAUAGAUGUAGCCGAGAAGCACGUACGUAGUACCUACUGGGUCGUGACUUGUCGAGAACUGAAAUUGAUGGAGGUCGAUUCACACGUGUGCGCCGCCGAGCCCAGGAAUUCCAUGAGAUCUCGACAUCUCUCUUUUUGUCUCCAUUUCAGCACCGAGGAAAGGAAGCGCAUGAGUACUAAGAAAACCGUUAAUCUCAACAUCAAUUACUCGAACGAGAAAAUGGCAAGCCUCCUUGAGAAGGAAAAAUGGUCUAUCGCUUCUUCUUAGCGAUAGUCUUGGGUUAUGGCAAGAAAUGUUUGUCCAAGAGCAUACCGUGUCAUUUGUAGCCCUCUGGCCUCAGCAGUUUUUUUUUUUUUUUUUUUUUUUUUUUUUUUUUUUAAGAUCUGAGGGCGGAUAGAUAGACAGCCGUCACAAUAGUUUUCUUGAACGAAAAACUAAAAAAAAAAAAAAGGAUAAAGCGUAUUGAUUUCAAGGUACGCACCAACCUCUCAAUUCUGAAGAGUUCAGACAUCACAUUGAAAGGAAUGAUAAAACAUUAAAAAAGCAUAUUAAAAGCUUUACGUAUUCAGUUUGGAUAAACCUGGAUUUCCUGCCCAUACUGAUAUUGAUUUAGAAGUAUACUAAUCCGUAACACUAUCGUAAACGAUUUUGAAACAUUAUUGUGUUAACUCAUUUUGAGUCUGUCAUUUGGUUUUCGUUGUCUUUACUUUAAGUCUUCAGAUGAAACCCCAUAAUUAUGGACAGUCAAAAGAUUAUCAUAAACUUAAAAGGCCUCCAAAGGUAAAUCUGCUUGCAGAGAAAGGGACAA